Messenger RNA from Exaiptasia diaphana, 1848 nucleotides. Its product is annotated as transcription factor jun-D. Bases 90 to 1103 code for a protein of 337 amino acids. Gene Ontology annotation, cellular component: transcription regulator complex. Lineage: Eukaryota; Metazoa; Cnidaria; Anthozoa; Actiniaria; Aiptasiidae. Gene Ontology annotation, molecular function: transcription factor binding; DNA-binding transcription factor activity, RNA polymerase II-specific; RNA polymerase II cis-regulatory region sequence-specific DNA binding. The transcript has a single exon. The record is from RefSeq and is a predicted model, not a curated record. Gene Ontology annotation, biological process: regulation of transcription by RNA polymerase II; regulation of cell cycle; regulation of cell population proliferation.
UAUGGUUAAAUCACGAGUAGCUCAGCGUUUUAUGCAAUACAGCUGAUUCGGAAGUUAGUUCCUCAUUUUAGCGAGUCUUUGAGGAUUGAAUGGACGUCCCUUUUUAUGAGGACGAUAUUAUGCCAAUAGAUUCUUCUUCUGAAAAAACGAUGUACGACAAAACUACCAUGAAACUCGACUUGAACAGCACUCUUCGCCAUAACCCGUUCGACAAUUCAAUUCUUACUUCGCCAGAUCUGAACCUACUAAAAUUGGCCUCACCGGAACUAGAAAAGUUGAUCUUAAAUUCUGCAUCUCUUGUUACUCCAACACCACAGGGAUUGAAGAACAGUACCAAUCCCAACCUAACUGUUACAGAGCAACAAGAACUUUAUGCUAGAGGAUUUUUGGAAGCUCUUCAGAAACUACAUCAAGAACAGGGUCCACCAGGUUCAACAGUUGUGUCGUCCGCUUAUACACAAAAUCAAACGACUUGUACGGUAGGAAUGCCUUCAAGAAUGGUCGUAACUCAAGCACCAAUGCCUAUGACAACAUCAGCUAUGGCAAUGCAGCCACAAAUGCCUAUAAACACCACGGCAAACUUGAAUACAGCUCCAAAUUUUCCGCCAAACGCAUUGUCUACGAUAGCCACUGAGGCACUUCCGCUAGAGUCGGUUAACAAUGUUGGCGUUACUUCUCAAAUCUAUCCUCAGUUUCAAACUAAUGGAAUUACUAUCACUGCUCCAUCAAAUAUUCCCAAUGGAGCCACGAACUUUAGCUUCAGCAAUCAAAGUCGGAUGGGUGAAGUAAAGUUCGAAGAUUCUCUCCAAGUUGUGCCAGUUGGUACAGGCACACCUCCAUUACCGCCAAUCGACUUGGAACUCCAGGAAGCAGUAAAGAGCGAACGAAAGAAGCAGCGAAAUCGUAUGGCUGCGUCGAAGUGCCGGAGAAGAAAGUUAGAAAAAGAAGCAGAACUUGAGAAAAAGGUCAGCGAACUAAAAGAGAUCAACAGUGGGCUGCAGACCGAAGCGCUCGCACUUCGAAAACAAAUUUGCCAAUUGAAGGAGCAAGUUAUGACGCACAUAAACGGAGGAUGUAAAGUUUACUUGACUUCACAGUCUUAAAGUGAUGACUCUGUGUGUUGAAAGGAAACAGCAAGCCUUUAAUCACUCUCUCUGGAGCACGAGAAGUGCCAUAUUUUCAAAGUGAAACACGAACUUGUAAACUGUGCAUUACAAGAGAAAGAAUCCAGUGCAACAGGUGUGAUGUUGUGGUUUUGAGCACGUUUUAUCGAUGCCUCGAGUCCAAAAGGCUUUUUAUACGUGAUAUACACGGAACUGUUCAGUGAACAUUUUAGUUUUAGCUUUAUUUAUAAAGUGCCUCAUUAAAAUCAGGUAUUUUAUUGUGUCUCUGUUGAUCAGAGGUUUGGCACGUGAUUUUAUAGUAGUAAAAGUAGAAGUAACACUUCGCUUGAAGAAACCACUUCAGUGCUAGAAAACCAUUUCGAAGCGCAUUAGAAUCAGUUAAGUUAUAUCAUAUCAGAUAUAUCAAAAUACAGUUAUUAAAAAAUCGAUAUUCCUGGCAAAUAUGCAAUGGAAUAUAUAAUAUUUAUCGUUAAGAAGAAUACAAUAUAGAUUUAUUUAUUCAAGAAAACAAGAAAACAAUUAUGAAAAUAUUCUUUGUAAUUUAGACAUUACAACACGCAAUCUACAAUAUAACCGAAUCGUUCUGUUAUCGUUAGCUAUGCAAUUAUCUCCAAAGAAAAAUUCAAAAUGCCAAAGAAGCCCAGAUUUAUAGAAACUUUAUUGUAGGUCAAAUAACCUCUGAACUUAAGAAGUCUAUAAUAAAAUCACUUGACAAGUAAAAACA